CCGGGAGCCAUUCAGGGGCUUGACAGCAGCUCCACAACCGAGAGACAUCUUCAGCCUCUAACUGCUCUGCCAUGGUGCUCGGGCAGCAACACGCGGGCACGGUACAGUUGCACAUACCUGUCUCUGUUUUCUGCCUCUUGCAGCACGGCGUGGAGGACACGGCAGCAGAAUGCGAGAGGCUGGGAGCCACUGUUCAAGCCUUCGUGGUGGACUGCAGCAAAAGGGAGGAAAUCUACAGUGCUGCAGAGAAGGUGAAAAAGGAAAUUGGGGAUGUCUCCAUCCUGGUGAAUAACGCUGGUGUGAUUACAACUGCUGACCUGCUCUCGACUCAGGACCACCAGAUUGAAAGAAUGUUUGAAGUCAACAUUCUUGCUCACAUGUGGCCCACAAGAGCUUUUCUGCCAGCCAUGAUGAACAACAACUACGGUCACAUCGUUACGGUGGCUUCGGCAGCAGGUCAUUUUGUGAUUUCGUUCAUGGUGGCUUACUGUUCAAGCAAGUUUGCUGCAGUUGGAUUUCAUAAAGCUCUGACAGAGGAGCUGUCUACCCUGGGAAAGGACGGAAUAAAAACUACGUGUCUCUGUCCUGUUUUUAUAAACACUGGAUUUGUCAAAAACCCCAGUACAAGGUAACUGUCAGAACUCUGCCUUGCUGUCCUUCCUUCUUUGCACCAAGGCACUACAUAUCGGCCCCAGCUUUGGGCCUUGUAUUCCAACUGA
Molecule: messenger RNA, 719 nt
Organism: Tauraco erythrolophus (red-crested turaco)
Lineage: Eukaryota; Metazoa; Chordata; Aves; Musophagiformes; Musophagidae
Source: RefSeq, a predicted model, not a curated record